Uloborus diversus is the source of this 1727-nucleotide messenger RNA. Its product is annotated as transcription initiation protein SPT3 homolog. Gene Ontology annotation, biological process: transcription by RNA polymerase II. The transcript is spliced from 13 exons. The coding region runs from base 102 to 1595 and encodes 497 amino acids. NCBI's taxonomy places the organism in Eukaryota, Metazoa, Arthropoda, Arachnida, Araneae, Uloboridae. Gene Ontology annotation, molecular function: protein heterodimerization activity; transcription coactivator activity. The record is from RefSeq and is a predicted model, not a curated record.
GCGACGGCAGCGAAUUUAAAAUAAGUACAGGUUCCGGCUAUUGUAAUUGCGAUUGAAAGCAGAAAUGAUAUUGUUCGUUAACUCUAAUUUUUUCGUAUAAAAUGCAACCAACUAAUUCGGCUUCAGAUGAAAAACCAAGCUUGUUUGCUAGUUUUAUUAGUCGAAUACAUGAAGACUGGUUAACUGAAAAAAGAUGCAAACUGGAAAUCAAGUCAAAGGACAUUUUCUCAGAUGACUUUGAUACUACAUUUUCAAAUGAGAUUCGGGCUCUAAUGUAUGCCUAUGGUGAUGUGAGAGAUCCAAACUGGAUUUCGGUUCUGACAAUGACAAAACAUUUGCGGAAUUAUAUCAAUACUCUUCUUAUUGAUGCGAAUAAGAUAGCAAAUAUGCGGGGUGACAAGCUUCUAGAGCACCAAAGCAUACUUUUUCUGUUCCGAAAAAAUAAGGAAAAGUUACAAAGACUUUUAACUUACAUGAAAAUUAAAGAUUAUAAAAGCACUUUGGUGAAAAAAUCCUUUGAAUAUAACCCAGAAAUCUCAGAAGAAGGUCCCCGGGUUAAAGAUUGUGCACAGUUUUUGGGGGAGAUUUUACCUCCCGAAGAAGUAAAUGAAAUCCGGGAUCAGAAAGUGAUUAAUCUAGGCAGCCAGAGAAGACUCCAGAGAAAUGAUUAUAGGACACAGAAUAUGUCAAAUGAAGAGUACAUGGAAUUUGUAGAAAGACAGCAAUGCUCUUUUUUGAAAAAUGGACUUGCCUCUUUUGGAAAUUGGCUCAUGCAAGACUAUGUGACAUCGUUGGAACCAACAACACUAAGCCUUGAAAUCAUGAAUUUUUUAGUGAGGGACUAUAUUGCAGAGGUCAUAGAUGAAGUGUUGCUACAAAGAGAUGGAAAACGAGGUCCAUUGUAUUUUUCCUCCUCAUCACCGAGACAUUUCCAGUCGAAGUCUCCAUCACCAAGUCAAGCAUCACCUAGCAGCAGAUUGUCAAGUUUGACAGAGAGGCCUAUCAGCAAACCAUCAGAUAGUCGUCGAAGUCGUAUUUCUGCUAUUGUUAAUAUAUAUAAUGACAGUCCUCAGGCAUUGCUUCGCUCAAAUGAAGAUGAUGCUACUAUUCUUCCAGAGGAAAUUGACUCUGCUGUAGAUGAACUUAAGGCCAUUUAUAGCCCAUUUACCCUCAAAGAGAGGUUUAGAACCGCCCGGAAAGAGACAGCAGAAACAAAUCUGGAGCCUUCAGAUGAAACAACAGACAGGACACUAACUACAUCAAAUAUUACUCUUCAAGGGCAUGAAUAUCAGGCACUAACAGGAGGGAGUUGUAAGCCAGAGUUUCUCUCUACUAGCAAAACAAAAUCAAAAAAAGUAAGAUUUAGUACUAAUUCACCCAAGUCAUCUACAUCUUCUGACAGAAUAGUGGAUUCUGAUUCUUCUACAUCAAAAACUAUUUCCAAAACAAUUUUAAAAAGAAAGGAAUAUAAUACUACUGCACGUAAGUCAUUUACAUCUUCUCCCAGAACAGGGGAUUUUGAUUCUUCUACAUAUGGUCGCCCACGACGAAAAACUGCUCGACCAGAGAGAUACGUUAAUUUUGAUUUAACAUAAACAGGUUGAUGCUGGAGGAGAUGUGACUUCUUAAUAUUUCCAAGAAAAUUUUAAAACUACUCUGAGCAGCUGUACAUAAAAAUCAAACCAUUUUAGAGAAGUGUAAAUAAAAGUUGAGUUUUUACCAUUAAA